AGAAAUGUUUCAAAGUAUGACUCGUAUUCAUGGUGUACGUGGUUAUGGCUGUAGCCGUUGGAUAUCAGAAGAAGAAUGGAAUGCUCUUGCACCGGAAGGCACCGUGUCUGGAAUCAUACAUGGACGUAUGCCUGCAGAUGCUGGGGAUGAUGGAUUCUCCAAGCCAGCUCUCAUCUUUUACUGUUUAAACAAGGUUGAUCGUAGCUGAGGCAACACGCCAUACGAUGUUCUUUGGUUCCUUAGUAGAUAUACCGAGAACCCAUCUCCUCCUAUGCCAGAUGGAUCGAACAAUACUGAAAUCAUGAAGAAACUCAAAUCCUGCGCCACUAAUGCAUUCCAUGGUGUAACUGCACAUCAACAAUUCAUUGUAAAUACACCUGAUGAUACUCCACUUGUCGGUAUCACCAUACGCGAACGAGUACCUGUCUAUGAUGUAUAUAUGGCCAAUACCCAACGUGUCGCGUUGGCAGACGAUGCUGCUCAUCCCAUGUCCAUGUUCCGAGGAGAAGGCAGUAAUCACGCUAUUUUAGACGUCGGUGUCUUGGUCAAUGAAAUCAAUAAUGUCGUAUCCAACUCAAAACCGCUGAAAGAAGCCAUCUCCGAUUACUACAAAGAAAUCAUUCCACGCACUGAACAAGCAGUAGAGGCAUCCUCUAGAGCAGCUACAAUAAUGCAUACUAAUCCUGAAGGUAUUCGUCAAAUGAUGGAAGAAAGAGCUGCUCUCGUAAGAAAGGCACUACCUCGCGCCAAAGACCUUCCAAGAGGUUUCAAGUUCUUCCCAAGCAUCAAGAGAUCCAAUUCGACAUCAUAUUUUGAUUGCAUAUUUGAUUCUACAUUGUUGAUUAUACGAGCUAGCUUCAUACACGCAUCAUCAGUCAUAUCCAAGUUGAAAUUCAUGAUUUCCGAUAAUAGUUCAUUGUUCAGUUCAGAAAUAAUGUCUUCGGUAAAAACAUACAUACAUAAUGGACUAUGUUGACCAGGGCAUAAAAGUAGGAUAUUGGAUAGGGCUAAAAGCUCGUGUACGGAUGAUUCGAUAAAGAACAAAUGGCUGCCGGACAUUCGAUUAGCAGCUUGUUGAAAUCUUGUGAAUAAUUCUGCCACAUCCACGUCCUUGAAAAUCAAUGGCGUAAGUGGGGACAUAUUUUCCAUUUCUUCUGCUAAAGGAUCAGCAGCUACUUCAGUCGGGACAGUGUCAGUUUUUGUUUCGGAUUCAGUAUCGGUUGUCCUAAUGGUAUCGUUUGCUAUGGAGCUGAUAGAAUCUGAUGAUAUGGCCAU
Messenger RNA from Rhizopus microsporus ATCC 52813, 1275 nucleotides. RefSeq lists its product as uncharacterized. The record is from RefSeq and is a predicted model, not a curated record. Lineage: Eukaryota; Fungi; Mucoromycota; Mucoromycetes; Mucorales; Rhizopodaceae. Bases 272 to 976 code for a protein of 234 amino acids. The transcript has a single exon.